Pseudophryne corroboree (corroboree frog) is the source of this 2650-nucleotide messenger RNA. It is a transcript of the gene ATP6V1B2, whose product is annotated as ATPase H+ transporting V1 subunit B2. Gene Ontology annotation, biological process: proton transmembrane transport; vacuolar acidification; ATP metabolic process. Gene Ontology annotation, cellular component: proton-transporting V-type ATPase, V1 domain. The record is from RefSeq and is a predicted model, not a curated record. The transcript is spliced from 14 exons. Lineage: Eukaryota; Metazoa; Chordata; Amphibia; Anura; Myobatrachidae. The coding region runs from base 132 to 1661 and encodes 509 amino acids. Gene Ontology annotation, molecular function: proton-transporting ATPase activity, rotational mechanism; ATP binding.
ACCUUAUUCCAAGCAUCUACGCGGACACGCUCAUCCGGGUACUGUCGGGCGUGCUGACGUCACGGAGUUUAUAAGUAGUCGUGUCUUAGGCAGCAAACGGCGAUUCUGUGACAGCCGGAGCUGCAGAGAAGAUGGCGGUGCGAGUGAUGCGCGGUGCGGACACCGGGAACAGGGGCGGCCUGGGGAACCCUGCAGCGCCGGCCGCCAGGGAGCACGUCAAGGCUGUCAGCAGGGAUUACCUGUCCCAGCCCAGGCUCACUUAUCGGACAGUGUCCGGAGUCAAUGGGCCUCUGGUCAUCUUGGACAAUGUCAAGUUCCCCAGGUACUCGGAGAUUGUGUACCUCACUCUGCCCGAUGGUACAAAGAGAAGUGGGCAAGUCCUGGAGGUCAGCGGGUCAAAAGCAGUUGUACAGGUAUUUGAGGGAACAUCUGGAAUAGAUGCCAAAAAAACCUCCUGUGAAUUUUCUGGGGAUAUUCUUCGGACCCCGGUAUCUGAAGACAUGCUGGGUCGUGUGUUUAACGGCUCAGGGAAGCCCAUUGACCGAGGGCCUCAUGUGCUGGCUGAGGAUUAUCUGGACAUUAUGGGGCAGCCCAUUAAUCCCCAGUGCAGAAUCUAUCCAGAGGAGAUGAUCCAGACUGGGAUCUCUGCCAUUGAUGGAAUGAACAGUAUUGCUCGUGGACAGAAAAUCCCCAUCUUCUCAGCUGCAGGCCUCCCCCAUAAUGAGAUUGCAGCACAGAUCUGUCGCCAGGCAGGCCUGGUAAAGAAAUCAAAAGACGUUAUGGAUUACAGUGAGGAUAACUUUGCCAUUGUGUUUGCUGCCAUGGGGGUAAACAUGGAGACAGCUCGGUUCUUCAAGUCUGAUUUUGAAGAGAACGGGUCAAUGGACAAUGUGUGUCUCUUCCUUAACCUGGCAAAUGACCCCACCAUUGAACGUAUCAUCACACCGCGCCUUGCUCUCACAACCGCCGAGUUCCUUGCCUAUCAGUGUGAAAAGCACGUAUUGGUCAUCCUCACUGACAUGAGCUCCUAUGCUGAAGCGCUGAGAGAGGUCUCAGCGGCCAGAGAGGAGGUGCCUGGCCGGAGAGGUUUCCCAGGUUACAUGUACACUGACUUAGCCACAAUUUAUGAGCGAGCUGGACGUGUGGAGGGAAGGAAUGGCUCAAUCACACAGAUCCCUAUCCUCACCAUGCCCAAUGACGACAUCACCCAUCCCAUCCCUGAUUUAACAGGGUACAUCACGGAAGGACAGAUCUAUGUAGAAAGACAGCUACACAACAGACAGAUCUAUCCCCCCAUCAAUGUGCUGCCCUCACUCUCCCGUCUGAUGAAAUCCGCCAUUGGUGAAGGCAUGACUAGGAAGGAUCAUUCAGAUGUGUCCAACCAGCUGUACGCCUGUUAUGCCAUCGGGAAAGAUGUACAAGCCAUGAAAGCUGUGGUAGGAGAAGAAGCCCUGACCUCUGAUGACCUUCUAUACUUGGAAUUCCUGCAUAAGUUUGAGAAAAAUUUCAUUGCCCAAGGUCCAUAUGAUAACCGGACAGUGUACGAGACCCUGGACAUUGGCUGGCAGCUGCUUCGAAUCUUUCCCAAGGAGAUGCUGAAAAGAAUCCCAGCAAGCACCCUGGCAGAAUUCUAUCCCCGUGAUUCCUCUGCAAAACACUGAGAACCCCAGUUACCACCCUCCUACGUUCUGCAGCCACCCCGUUCCCCUCCGAUUAUGGGCCCCGGUGAUGGAGCACGGCAGAAAUUGUUUGAUAUGUGUAAAGUGGAAAGCGUCAUAGAACAUGAAAAUCUAUUUUAAAGUGAAAUAUUUUCCAGGUUAAACAAUCUGUAGCUGGGUUUCCUAUUGUAUGAGGGCUGUAUUGGUUGUCCUACACAAGGCUGUGUACUAUUGACCAUGUGAUAUCACGGCACUGAGUGUUCCUUUGUUUAGUUCAGGCCUGGAAUACCUGAUAUGUAAGAUACUUUAAGAUAUUAGUAGACUAUUUAAAUGAAAAAGCCACCCCAUAGUCAUUAUGUGGGUCAGACCUAAAGCGGUGGCAGACUGGUCCUCUCCCAGACACGCUUGUGGCAUGUAUGUAUUUAUUAUGCAGUGAUGCGCACAUGGUUUAAUGUCACCUCCUCAUGAGGGUUUACGUGUCUUUGCUUAGAUGCUUCUUCAGGCUGGAUAUAGAGAUACAGUAUGAAGUUAGUUCUUAUGCUUUAGUCUAGGCUUAGACAACAUGUGGCUUAGAAAUAUAAAGCUAAGCAUGUUCUGCCAGACAUAGACCAUGCUGGGCAUUGUAGUGCCACAACCGCUGGAAGGGCCACCAAUGCGUACAUAUGUAUUAGGCUAUGCAUAUACUAGUCUGUCCUGGUACUUUUUGGGGGGCUGUGAGGUGUUAGACUGAACUUGGGUUCCUCCUGCCUUUUAUGGUCUUGUGUUCUGCUGUCAUCUGCCUUUUUCUUCCCUCCACCCACCCACAUUAAUUUAUGUUCCAUGUCUAAAUCCAGCGCGCUCUCCCGCAGAUCUCCAGGCUGCAAUUCUCUUACUGUGGGGUUUAUUUGGUGUUUGUGAACUUGGUGCAAUAGUUUGUUCUGUAUUCCAUUCCAUCUGUCAACGGUGUAUACAUUUAUUGAAGAUGAUCUAAAUAAAUAUGUAAUGUUACAACA